UAGACAGCAAAGCCAGGUGGCAGCACUGGGGUUGAUGCGGAUAAGAAGAAGCAGCAGGGGCAGCGUAUGCGAAAAAGUUUAAAAAUAAACAAAUUUCGUUUUAAAUCAAACUGAUAUUCAAUUUUCCGGGCGCGCAGUUGAAUCAAAGCAGACAACACGCAUACAUACCAGAGAGUCAAAUUAUUAAACGAAAUUUGCGCUCUCGCACGGAACUUGGCCCAUUUCUUCUGAGACCGUCGCCUCAAUAUUGGGAACCAUAUCAGUUCGUUCUGUUCACUUCGUCGUGGCGCACGGGAAUCAGACGCCCAGCAGCGAAAAGCUCUUGCGAUGAUCGUCGCACACUUUAUAAGCUCAAGAGGAUCCCUUCCAGAUCCGAGCCACAGUCCGUUUCAGCGAUAUGCGCUACAUAAAACCGGAGCCGUACUAUGAAGGGCUUCCACCAUUUAAUGUCAGCGGCAGCCCAUUUAACGUGGUGCCAAUUCACAACUACCCAGAGCUGAUGAAGGACACUUGCGCUCUGAUUAACGCCGAGUGGCCGCGAUCGGAAACGGCGCGCAUGCGCUCCCUGGAGGCCUCCUGCGACAGCCUGCCCUGCAGCCUAGUACUGACCACUGAAGGCAUGUGUCGCGUAAUUGCUCACCUCAAGCUCAGUCCGAUUACCUCUAAGAAAAAGGCGUGCUUCGUGGAGUCCGUGGUAGUGGACAAGAGACACCGCGGCCAGGGGUUUGGCAAGUUAAUCAUGAAGUUUGCUGAGGACUACUGUCGCGUGGUAUUGGACCUCAAGACCAUUUACCUGUCUACCAUCGACCAGGAUGGAUUUUACGAGCGAAUUGGCUACGAGUACUGUGCGCCCAUCACAAUGUACGGGCCGCGUCACUGCGAACUGCCCAGUUUGCAAAAUGCCAAAAAGAAAUACAUGAAGAAGGUCUUAUAGACUUCAACGCCAGUAGUAGUAGUGGGAUUAGCCAAAAUGGGUCAUGCCGAGCCUGAUCAGAGAGUGGCAGUGAACUAGUCAAAUUGGCAAACGCUUGAAAUUCUUUACGGGUUUUACCUGCCAGCAGCUGCUCCGAGCCAUAACCUGUGGACGUCAGGCAGUCUGCCAAAAGCAAGGUUGAUUGCCUCAUGCCCCAGGCGAAUUACGAAGCAGUUAAAGCUUUUAAUUCCAUUACACCGAUAAGCAAACAUUCACCAAACGCUUGUGUUGAUUUUUAAAUAUUACUUUCCGCAUGUAUUUUGUAAACUUUUUGGUUCUUUUUGUAUGACAAAGAUGACCCCAGGCUGUUCGGUACAUGUAUAAGGCUAAUGUUAACCUAAUCCUAACUGUUUAGCUAUUAUUUUUUGUUAUAGUUUUGCUCAAGCGUGUGCAUAUUUGCUCCUAGAAGAAUAUCUAAUACCUGCCUGCAAUGAUAAUAAGAAGCUCAAGUAUCUUCCAACGAAACAUAGCAUAUAGACAUAUCGAGCCUUAGCAUUAAGCACUCAACGAAGGGCAAUAACUUCCAAUAAAACGUGUAGAAACUUAA
Messenger RNA from Drosophila eugracilis, 1520 nucleotides. It is a transcript of the gene Naa80, whose product is annotated as N-alpha-acetyltransferase 80. Lineage: Eukaryota; Metazoa; Arthropoda; Insecta; Diptera; Drosophilidae. The record is from RefSeq and is a predicted model, not a curated record. Gene Ontology annotation, biological process: protein acetylation. The coding region runs from base 398 to 934 and encodes 178 amino acids. Gene Ontology annotation, molecular function: acetyl-CoA binding; N-acetyltransferase activity. Gene Ontology annotation, cellular component: cytoplasm. The transcript has 3 exons.